UGGAGGCGGCGCCGCGGGACGGAACGGAAGUGCCUGUGCAGCUUCCCGGAUCCGGAGCCGAGCUCUGGCGGCCGCCCUGCCCGCCAUCCUCCUUCCGCAGCCGUGAGGGAGACCGCGGCUCGGCUGCACCGGAGCUGCGAGUUACAGAAUGUCUGAAGGGGACAGUGUUGGAGACUCUGUCCAUGGGAAGCCCUCAGUGGUGUACAGAUUUUUCUCACGGCUUGGACAGAUUUAUCAGUCCUGGCUGGACAAAUCUACCCCCUACACAGCUGUCCGGUGGGUCGUGACACUGGGCCUGAGUUUUGUCUACAUGAUUAGAGUUUACCUGUUACAAGGUUGGUACAUUGUGACCUACGCCUUGGGAAUUUACCACCUAAACCUUUUCAUAGCGUUCCUUUCUCCCAAAGUGGACCCUUCCUUGAUGGAAGACUCAGAUGAUGGCCCUUCAUUACCAACCAAACAAAAUGAGGAGUUUCGCCCCUUCAUUCGAAGGCUUCCAGAAUUCAAAUUUUGGCAUGCGGCUACAAAAGGCAUUCUUGUGGCUAUGAUCUGUACCUUCUUUGAGGCUUUCAACGUCCCCGUGUUCUGGCCGAUCCUGGUGAUGUACUUCAUCAUGCUUUUCUGUAUCACAAUGAAGAGGCAAAUAAAGGUAAAGAUAACAGUGUUGCUGUGCAAGCUGACAGUGACCAGCCCGAGGCUGCAGUACCCCUGGAAAAGCAUGCUGGCAUUUAGUGCUGGCAUCACCUUCUGUGUGUGAUGACCAACUUACAUUCAGCUUCUGCCCGAGAGUCCUAAACUGCAAGCCCUCUGUGAGAACAGAGCCUUCCUUGAAGGUGGCUGGAAGCCGAGUAGGAGAGCCCUGGGUAGGGCUAGGUGGGCUUGGGUCUGCAGUGCCUCAGUGGCUCCUUUUAGCUCAUAGCUUGAGGUCCUGUGGUAGCCCUGCUAGAGCCCAAGGCACAUCCUCACACUGGUGAUGAAGUUGUGGCUGCACCCCCUUCUGUACUCUCCCUAGCUCUUUGCUCACAGAGGAUCAUGAAAUGUUUCCCAAAUGUUGGCAUUUCAGUGGGUUAGAAUGUACGAACCACACUGUUGGCCUCUUGAUUUCAGUUGCACUAGACUGAAACAAUUGAGGGGUACCUUUGGCUAUUCAGGCCUAGGGAAAAGGGUAAAGCAGGAAACUGUUUUGAAGUAACUCAAGUUUGUUUGUGUGUUUGUUUUCCCAGCACAUGAUUAAAUACCGGUACAUACCAUUCACACACGGGAAGAGGAGAUACAAAGGGAAGGAGGACGUGGGCAAGACAUUUGCUAGUUAGAAGCUGGACUGACUGUCACACGGACUCAAGAACGGUUUUGAGCCAUUGUAACAAUGCCUUUUUCUUCACAUAAAGUAGUUGAUUAUGAGGAAGUUGAAUUUUCUUUUUAAGAGGAGCCUCAAUGAUUUGUAUCUGAAAUAUCAGGUUCUUGAAGAAACUGGCAUUUAAACCACAUUGCAUUGACUUCUUCUUCAGUGAUGCUCAGUGUUUGGAAUGGGCAGAUGGUAGUGAGCCAUGGGCUUGUUCAGUGUUUGGAAUGGAUGAUGGUAGUGAGCCAUGGGCUUGGGAGGCCAGGUGGGUGGCAGCCCAAGAGCGGAAGGGAGGAUGGGAGUGCGGCCCUGCAGAGCUGCCUUCCUGACCCCGCUGAGGCCACUCCUCUGUGCCAGAGGGACACGCCAGCCUGCUUCCUGCUGUGAGAAGGAAUGUGCCGCUUUGAGGGUGAUUUCACAGAGCUCUGUGGGGUUCUCAUGCCAGUGUCUGAAUCUCAUCUCACUAGAGAUGUUUCUCAAAUUGGCCUCUUACCAUAAUGACUCAAAACUCUGUUCUUAACUACCAUGAUUGCUUUUGAGGGCCUGGAAUUAUAAAUAUAUAUUAUAUUUUAAUUGUUUGAGACUAUUUUGACACUUCCUUUGAUACAUAACGUAUUUUGCUUUUGAUUAAUUUAAACUCGUUCUCAUGCCACAACCUCUUUACGGAAACAGAACGGGCCAGAGCGUACCAAGUCUGGGGUUUAUCGCAUGGCCUUUUACUUUCUAUGGGGAAAACAGAACCUACCAUGUGUCAAACUUUUUGAUGUGAUAAAAAUAAUACUCUUUAAACAUUUUACUAAGUGACUUUUAAAUCCCAACUUUAUUAAAGAAAGUGUCCCUUG
Molecule: messenger RNA, 2184 nt
Organism: Rattus norvegicus (Norway rat)
Lineage: Eukaryota; Metazoa; Chordata; Mammalia; Rodentia; Muridae
Source: RefSeq, a predicted model, not a curated record